Messenger RNA from Solanum verrucosum, 927 nucleotides. RefSeq names its product disease resistance protein RPP13-like. Gene Ontology annotation, biological process: defense response to other organism. The coding region runs from base 1 to 927 and encodes 308 amino acids. The transcript has a single exon. NCBI's taxonomy places the organism in Eukaryota, Viridiplantae, Streptophyta, Magnoliopsida, Solanales, Solanaceae. The record is from RefSeq and is a predicted model, not a curated record. Gene Ontology annotation, molecular function: ADP binding.
AUGUCCAAAGAUUUGGAGGGUGAGAUGAGAGUUGCGGUGCAGCAAGCAGCAGAUUUUCUUGAUUCUAAUAUUGCUAAGAUUAUGAGAAAGCGACAGAAAGGGAAGAUUUAUCGGUCCAAAUGGACAUUUCAAGAUGAAGCAGGGGUUCUACUUCAGGGAUUGCCUCAAGCUAUAGACAAGGUUGAUGCAGCAAGGAAAAAGGUUAUUAAAAAUAGCACUUCCACCUUUGAUGCCACUGUUGAGGAGCGUGUCUUCGAUUCUUCGUCUCCAAAGUGUGAUUCUACUGCUCUCCUACAAGAAGAUACAGUGGGUUUGGAUGAUGCCUCGACCAAUAUCAUUGAUCGACUACUUGGAUCGUCUCCUGAGCGGGAAGUCAUUACUAUAUGGGGACUGGGCGGAAGUGGAAAAGCAACACUCGCUAGAAAAGUUCUGGAUGAUCCUACAGUUAGAUCUCGCUUUUCCAUCCACGCUUGGGUUACAAUAUCUCAAGAAUUUCAAUUUAGACAAGUGCUGCUAAAACUUGUAUCUUGCAUUACAGGGAACGAGUUUCAAGAAAUGAGCAAUGACCAGUUAAUGGAUAAGUCAUAUAAAGCACUGAAGGAUUGGAGAUAUCUUAUUGUCAUUGAUGAUGUCUGGAGCACAGAGGUUUGGGAUGUGAUUUCAAGAGUUCUUCCAGAGGACAGAAAUGGUAGUCGAAUUAUUUUGACUACAAGGAAUGGAUGUGUAGCUAUGCAUGUUAACUCCGAAGUUCAUGCUUACCAAAUGAUGCCAUUGAGUUUAUAUGAUAGUUGGAAGUUACUUCACAAGAAGUUAUUUGGUGUAGAACAAGGUUGUCCUGCAGAAUUGGAGGAAAUAGGUAGGGAAAUAGUUGGAAAAUGCCAAGGACUGUCACUAGCUAUAUUGGUGGUUGCAGGGCAUCUCUCCUAA